Diorhabda sublineata is the source of this 525-nucleotide messenger RNA. RefSeq lists its product as uncharacterized. The transcript has a single exon. The record is from RefSeq and is a predicted model, not a curated record. Bases 1 to 525 code for a protein of 174 amino acids. Lineage: Eukaryota; Metazoa; Arthropoda; Insecta; Coleoptera; Chrysomelidae.
AUGGGAAAACAGAAUCAGGCGGUGAAGGCUGUAUUAUUACAAUUUGAUGAUGUUGCUGAAUGCAUAGAAAAGUUAAAUUGCUAUACGCAACAAUCGGACACACCCAGUGAUUGCGAUUCCGUUUCAAACGAAAUGUUUAGUUUGGAAUUUAUCAUAUUAUUACAUAUAUACUAUGAAUUAUUAAAGUGUGUCAAUACCAUAAGCAAAUUAUGGCCAUCUGUACAAAUCCAUUUAAGCAUUACUCUUGAACAUUUGCGUACAUUUUGUGACUGGAUCAAACAAUAUCGAAAAACUGGAUUUAAAAAAUGCUUGUCUGACGCUCGUCAGUUUGUUGAGAAAAGCAGUUAUGAUUUGCCAAAAGAUUUUAAAAAUAAAAGAGUAGCCAAAAAGAAAAGGAUGUUUGAUUAUGAAGGCAGCGAUCAACCUAUAGAGACUGUUAGAAGCAACCGGUAUGAAACAGAGUUUCUUAACACCAUGAUUGAUUCUGUGAUAAGUAACAUGGAAUCGAGAUUUAUGUCUUUAUAA